AAUAGCAACGCUUUCUUUUGCUGCUGAUCUGGUCACUAACUGCUCGACUCUGAUAUUUCAUGGCUACUGCUGCUGAUCACCCACUCUUACUGCACCCGGGGAAGGCUCCUACUCAGCUUAGAUUCCGGUCGCGGGCCGUUGGAUCCGCCGAGACUCCUCUGUCGUCUAUCACUCCGCACGAUGACCCGCUGAGGAUCCUCGCCCCUGCUCAGAAGAAACUCAACACCAUCGAUUCUCAACGUGUCCUGGCUAUUGUCAACGAUACUUCUCGGCGGCUGGAAUCCGCACUGAUCAUUCCGUCUCUGGUGGCGGUGGAGCACCACCUCUCCGUCCCUCUAGGCUCGGAACUAAUGUCUCUUCUGCAGGAAUACAAAGGCGCAAUUUCUGAGUUAUCCACCCUCCAAAAGACAAUAGAAGGCUCUUCAUCGUUGCUUGCUUGUAGCUUUCCCAGUAACUGUAGUAGUGUCAAGAGCGCGGAGUUAGAGAGUGGGCUCCUCCCAGUGAGUAGCAUGGAAGAGAGGAGACUGCACUGCCUACGGAACACAAUUCGACAUUGUGUCAAGUCAAUCCUCAGAGCACUGUCCACGAACCCAUCCAUCCUCCAGGGAGUUCACCGUGAGAAGGUCCUAUCCCAUGCCAAACUGAUGGAGGGUUUCCAGGGGCUGUGCUCUGUGUCCAAUGAGAUGCUGCUCACGACCAGGACAGAGGAGGUGAAGAGGAAGGAGCACCUCCAGCUAGUGGCGGCUAGAAGACUCUCCAUGGAAGAGAAUAUCAACAAACUGGAAGCUGAGCUCACAGUUGCUCAGUCACAGAAAGAUAAAGAGGUAUCAGAGAAGAGAAGUCAAAUCAAUCAAUUGCGUGGUACAGUCAUGUCUGUGGCGACCGCUGCACAAGACACAGCACGGAAGAUCCACUCUGAGGCCAAGAAGCAGCAGAGCCAGGCAGAAACAGCUCACUCCACCACCAAGACCAAGCUGGAAGAGGAGAUUGGCUCUGUAAAGAAACAGCUGCAGGACUCUGUGGCAGAGGACAAGGAGAGAGAGCAGGAGACACGAAAGAAAACCUUCAAGAGAGAACUUGAAGUGGAGAACUGGAUAAAGAAGUACGAUGAAGAGAUGGGAGAGAAGCAGGUGUGGUGGAGCUUGUGUGUUCCUGGGUUCCAUGUGCUUGCCACACAUGCACCUCACUUUCUGCAGGACGAGCUUGAAAUGUUGGAAGAGCAGUUUACGGAAGAGAAGAAGCAGUUAAAAGAGCUGGAAGAGAAACUCGGGGUAAUACAACAUUGGAGUAUCACAGAUCCUCAAUGGACUCCUUUGGUUUCUGUUUUCCCAGAUUCUGAAGCUAAAGUACGAUGCGGCCAUAAAGGAACAGGAGGAGGCUCGGCUGAAAGCAGAGCAAGAGGCGCAGGAGAGGGAGAGAAAGACAAAGGCUGCUUCUAGAAUCCAGAGAUGCUGGAGGGCUCACCAUAAGAGAAAGCUGGAAGCUAAGCUGGCCCAGAAGGGCAAGAAGAAAGGGAAAGGCAAGGGAAAGGGGAAGAAGAAAAACUGACACAUAACUUACAUACAGCUUUUUUGGACUCUG
This is a messenger RNA of Geodia barretti, 1581 nucleotides long. Lineage: Eukaryota; Metazoa; Porifera; Demospongiae; Tetractinellida; Geodiidae. The record is from the annotation of a GenBank genome assembly.